CGGGGUUCAGUGCCCGGGUCACAGACUCAGUCAGCACCAUGGCAAUGGAACGGGCCAGGCCGAGGGCAUUUGCCUCGAGAGGGUGACGCCAGAGGCUCGUUGCCUGCACCACGGCACGGGAGGGUGACGCCAGCGCCUCGCUGCCUGGAGGGACCCGGCAUAAAAGACCGUCUCGCUCCCUUGCCAAACUGAUCAUCGACACUGUUCCUGGACACAGUAUCCUCAGAGUCGCCAUGACUUCCCACCCACCAGCCCAUUGCUGCACCGUGGGCGUUUUCCACGAGGGUGAGCCUAGGGGAGAGAUCCGGGAGGUUGCCAACGUCUCGACCUACCUCGCCUACCCCCCCGACCGUGCGACGGACAAGGCCAUCCUGUUCCUGACCGAUGCGAUGGGCCACCGGUUCGUCAACGCCCAGUUGCUGGCCGACCAGUUCGCCGCCCACGGCUACCUGGUCGUCAUGCCGGACCUCUUCGCCGGCGACCCCAUCCCCCUGAACUACUAUUCCAUCACGUUUGACAUCUGGGACUGGUACCGCCACCACCUGCCGCCCCGGGUCGAUCCGAUUGUCGACGGGAUCCUCACGGCGAUGCGGGAGACCCUCGGGUGCCAGCUUAUCGGGGGCGUCGGGUAUUGUUUCGGGGGCAAGUACGUGUGUCGCUAUCUCCAGUCCGGGAAGCUGGACGCCGGCUUCAUCGCCCAUCCGACCGGGGUGGAGGUGGACGAGCUGCGGAGGAUCGAGGGACCCCUGAGCAUCGCGGCGGCGAUCACCGAUGCGGUGUUCACCGCGGACAAGCGUCACGCAAGCGAGGCGAUUUUGGGAGGAUUGGGCGUGCCCUUUCAGAUCAACCUGUUCUCCGAUGUCGAGCACGGCUUUGCGGUGCGCUGCGACCUCAGCGAGACGCGUCAGAAGUUUGCCAAAGAGCAAGCCUUCAGCCAGGCGGUGGCAUGGUUUGAGCAGCAUAUCCCGAGAUGAGGGCGACUCGGGCUUUUCUGGGGUGGUGUAGCCGGGGGUGGAGGAGGUUGCCCACGGUCAAAAGAGGCGCUGGCGGGCUUGUGGAUUUUUGUGUUCUUUCUUUCCUGCUUUUUCUUUUUCUCUUUUUUUUAUUUUUCCCCCUUUUUUUCCCCUUGCAAAUCCGAGAAAAAGAGAAAGCCGUGAAUACCCUCCAAGCUGGAAACAGGUCCGCCGGACCAUCCGACUCCGAGCGGGUCGGAGCUCCGACCGUUCCCCAAAAGAUAAGAUGGCGCCAGACGGAACAUCCCCUCCC
This is a messenger RNA of Aspergillus heteromorphus CBS 117.55, 1266 nucleotides long. Its product is annotated as alpha/beta-hydrolase. The record is from RefSeq and is a predicted model, not a curated record. Bases 234 to 974 code for a protein of 246 amino acids. NCBI's taxonomy places the organism in Eukaryota, Fungi, Ascomycota, Eurotiomycetes, Eurotiales, Aspergillaceae. Gene Ontology annotation, molecular function: hydrolase activity. The transcript is spliced from 3 exons.